AUGGCCGUUGCCAACGGGUCCUUUGCGACCUUUCUGAUUGUCUGCCCGACCGCUUUCUUCCUGGGAAUCAUCUUCUCGCUCUUCCCCUACGACUAUCCGAUUCUGUGGUCGACGGUUCCCACCCCGCCAUCUCACUAUGACUACCUCGAGGCACAUCUGCGGUUCCUGCACGCGUCGCCGCCGCUCAUCCCACGCAUUCUGCACAUUGUGAUAUUCCUCGGUCUAGCGGGUCUGAUCAUGAAACUGUACAAGCCCACCGAGUCGAACAUGCUGUUCGAUGGCGCCUCGCUGGUCCUCUACAUGUGCGGCGUGACCGUUUACAUUGCAAACAUCGUCAAGGGGCUCCGCCUCGUCUCGGCGGGUAAAUACGGCGCUGAGCUCGUCCAGUCCACCGAGGAGGAGGGCCAGAUCCUCGACCGCGAAGAUAGCUUGAAGGUUCUCGCGGCUAGCAAUACCAUUCUCGCCCUUGUGCUGGUCGGCGUGCUCGUCCUGCAGGCUGGGCAGUGGUAUGCCGACCGCAAGGAGGCCCAGGAGGUCCAGAGCUUCCAGGAUAAAGCCGCUGCUGAGGCUACUGACAAGGCUGCUGAGGCCACGGGCGUCGACUCUUCUUCUUCCCCCAAGGAGCAUCAACAGGAAGCUACGCAGCGCGUGACUCGGAGUGGCAAGAAGAAGAGCAACUAG
This is a messenger RNA of Penicilliopsis zonata CBS 506.65, 681 nucleotides long. RefSeq lists its product as hypothetical. The record is from RefSeq and is a predicted model, not a curated record. The transcript has 2 exons. Bases 1 to 681 code for a protein of 226 amino acids. Gene Ontology annotation, cellular component: endoplasmic reticulum membrane. NCBI's taxonomy places the organism in Eukaryota, Fungi, Ascomycota, Eurotiomycetes, Eurotiales, Aspergillaceae. Gene Ontology annotation, biological process: endoplasmic reticulum to Golgi vesicle-mediated transport.